CCAUGGAAACUUUCUCACCAUAACAGGAGGAAUGGGAAUAGUUAACUAAAAUAAUUAUCAAAAGAUCCGAUAAGAUUGGUAAUUUUCGUUUCUGGAAUGUUAACCGCCAGAUGUAAUUUUUUUAUUCAAGAGCCAGAUUACUCUGGUUUAAGAUCUUUAAAGCUGAUAGACUCCAAGCACAAUAAAAUAGUUUGAAGGUUUUUGUUGACACAUUAAGGCGACUCACAAUAUACAAUAAAAGAGGAUCAAGAAAUGAUGUCAGGAAAUAAUUGAGUGCUUUGAUAUGAACACCAUAAAGUUAAUAGUGUAAUAAUACCUAAUACCAAUUUUUUUCAUGUGAUCUUUGUUUGAUUUAAGUUGCUUAUUUCUAAGAAUAAACCUGACAACUUCGUAGAUUACUUUAGGGUUCGUUGAGUCUGAAAAUUGAACAGGAACUUUUUUUUUGUAAAUUAUAGGAGUUAAUCGUGUAGAAAUUGCUGCAGAAUACAUAGAUAUAUGAUAUAAUACAUUUCAAACUGAGAAACACCGCAAAUUUGAAAUCGUGGUUUAUGUUUAUCUUUUAUCUUAUAGAAAACCUCAAUUCGUGAGGAAACAUUUAAAAUUUUAUAUUGAGAAACAUUAUUUCCUAAUAUUUCAUGAAAUCCAAUCCCAUAAAAUUUUGAAAAAAAUGAAAAAUAAAAAUUCGAGGAAAGCAUGGGGCAAAAUUAGAAUAUAUAAAUCGUGUCAAACUGGUAUGAGUGUACACAUUUGGUAAAUUUAUAGUGGAAAAUACUCAUUUUAUUCUAUUCUACACUCUUUAUAUUCACUAUACGUGAAUAAAUUAAAUGACUAUUCUUUUAAUUCUAUAAUUUAGAUUCAAACAAAUAAAAAUCGAACAAUGGCAUUGUUUUCUUAUAUAUGAAAUAAGAAGAUAAUUGGAUUGAUCAAUUUCAUAUUGUCGUUCAUCAUAGAACGAUGAAGGUUUUGACGACAAUACUGCUUUCAACAGUUCUCACUAAGCAUCCAGCCUUGGGAGGGUACUGGUAUUUUGGAGAAGAUCAAAUAGAUCCUCUUACUGGAAUGACCGACUCGGAAAAAGGCUCUAUAAGAUCUUCUUGGAAAUACAUGAUGAAGGAUCCUAUCAAAUACGGUUCUAUGAUAUUACAGAACUUUUUCCAGAAACACCCAGAAUACCUAGAAUUCUUCCCAUUCAAGGAUGUAACAAUUGAAGAAUUAACAAGCAACAAGAAGUUCCUCGUGUACUUGAACUUCAUGAUGUAUACUUUAGACGCUAUAGUCGACAAUUUAAGAUUAGAUCCGGCAGUCAUGAAGGCCAUCUUGAGGAAACUUGGAGUGAACCACUUGAAAAGCAAUGUGGGCGUUGUGGAACCAUUUUGGGACCUACGUGAUAUGAUUCUGGAUUACAUCAGACCAUUGGUGAACAGAAACACGUACGAGGCAUGGGCAAAGUUUUCAAAUAUGACGAUGCAUCACAUCACCUCAGCCAUUGUGGAUGAACAAAAUGCAUUCGAGCAAGGAAAACGCGAUCUACGUUGAAAAAAAUGAAGUUAUCCAUUUUGGUCUUGUUUUAUUUUAUCCUGAUCAUGUCUACUUUUUUUUUUAUUUGAAUUAAAUUAUUUGAAAUUGUU
Messenger RNA from Harmonia axyridis, 1628 nucleotides. Its product is annotated as globin-like. The record is from RefSeq and is a predicted model, not a curated record. Bases 955 to 1536 code for a protein of 193 amino acids. Gene Ontology annotation, molecular function: heme binding; oxygen binding. The transcript is spliced from 4 exons. Lineage: Eukaryota; Metazoa; Arthropoda; Insecta; Coleoptera; Coccinellidae.